AUGAAUGGAAUAGCAGCUCAAAAUUUAAAAAAUCCAAAGGCCCAAGAGCGAUCGAAAACUAUGGACAUGAAGUUGCACUUAUUUCAACUCAAUUUUAACCCACAGUGUCUCCUACUGGAACUUUUGAUGUUAAAAACUCAAUAUGGAGUUUCGGAGAGGACACAAGGUACGGUUAAUCCUCGUGAUAUGCUAGCAAAUCGCAAUUUUGGAAAGUGGUUGAAUAUGGAGCGGGCCGGAGCAGGACUCAAAAGGUCCAUUUCAAACCUGCGGGCCAUACUCUCUGAGAUGGAUGGAUGUGUCUCUAUGUCACUGGCGCAUGAGGCGUUCCGCGAUUUCCACUCAAAACUGGAACAACUCGACUUUGUGAAGAGGGAAGCUGUGAAGAAACAAAGACAGUUCAUAAAGAACAUGCAGUCAAGGAUUCGUUUCCUGAGAAACGAGGACAUCUCGGAAAGAGGAAACCAAAGGGAGCUUGAGUUAUGGCAACGAGACAGACAGCAUGUUGCGCGACUCAUUUGUGUGCAAAUGCUAAGGUGUGGUUGUAUUGAUAGCGCAAGAGCUUUGGCCACGGACAUGAAUGUCGAGAGCAUGGUGGACGUGGAAGUCUUUUCUAAAGUUCAGCACGUAGGUUUAGUUAUCAGUUCGUUGCUUAACAAGGAUACCGCUCCAUGUUUGGAAUGGAUUACUGAACAUCGGUCGAAACUGAGACGAAUGAACAGCAAGUUGGAACAAGUAGUGCGAGUUCAAAAUGCUGUAGAAUUGGUACGCAGUGAUAGAGUGAAAGAUGCUUUGUUGUAUGUGAGGAAACAUUUGGGUGCGUCCAAAGAUGAGUGGUGUGACGAUGCGAUGAAGUUGAUGGGUCUCAUUGCUCUGCAUGCUCACAAUGAAAUACCUGCGUACAAGGAACUUCUAAGCGCUCAUCGUUGGCAGGCACUGGCCGAUCUCUUUCGUGAAGAAGUCUUCACUUUGUAUCAGCUUCCACGCCAAUCAGCAUUUGCAAUGUGCCUUCAGUGUGGUUUAAGUGCCUACAAAACACCGCACUGUACCCCUGGAGGUGUAGAAAAAUGUCCCACAUGUCAGCCAUGUGCGUUUGCAUUAGCAGAAGGCCUUCCAUAUGCCCAUACUGUGAACUCACGCUACCGAGGUAUAGUGUUUCCUAGGUUGAUCUGUUCUUUCUCCGGUGAGGCCUUAAACGAAGAGAAUCAUCCAAUGAUGAUGCCUGACGGAAGGGUGUAUGGUGAAAAGGCUAUACGUGAAUUGCAGGUACCUUUAUUUUUGUUUUAA
Molecule: messenger RNA, 1284 nt
Organism: Angiostrongylus costaricensis
Lineage: Eukaryota; Metazoa; Nematoda; Chromadorea; Rhabditida; Metastrongylidae
Source: the annotation of a GenBank genome assembly